CGUACCUUCCCGCAGGGCGCCAGCAGAGGGCCGCGCACGCCGAGGCCGCGCGUCCUUCCCGGGCGCAGCGCGGAGCUGGGCCGUCCCUCGGCUUCUCCCAGGUGGGAGUCCGUAGCCCCGGCCUGCACGGGGACAAUGAUAUUUUGUUUUCUGAGCAGAACAGUGCAACUAGCAAGUACUUCCAGUCUACCGGGAAGACGACUCUGUUCAGCUCGCGCGAAUAAGCCAGUAUUGACUCUGUUCACCAAGAAACCUUGCCCUCUUUGUGAUGAAGCAAAAGAAGUGCUUGAGCCAUAUAAGAGAAGGUUUAUUUUGCAGGAGGUGGAUAUUACCCUUCCAGAGAACUCAGCAUGGUAUAAUAAAUACAAAUAUGAUAUACCUGUUUUUCAUUUAAAUGGAAAGUUCCUAAUGAAGCAUCAAGUAGACAUUCAGAAGUUUGAGGACCAGCUUACAAAGCUGGAAAUGCAUAAUGAUGGAAAGCAUUGAAGAAAAUACAGUUGUUCCAGUGUGGUUCUGAAACAACUGUGCAAAAUAAAUGGUAUGAAGAAAUACUA
Molecule: messenger RNA, 554 nt
Organism: Meleagris gallopavo (turkey)
Lineage: Eukaryota; Metazoa; Chordata; Aves; Galliformes; Phasianidae
Gene: CZH5orf63
Product: chromosome Z C5orf63 homolog
Source: RefSeq, a predicted model, not a curated record